Molecule: messenger RNA, 2087 nt
Organism: Lingula anatina
Lineage: Eukaryota; Metazoa; Brachiopoda; Lingulata; Lingulida; Lingulidae
Product: golgin-45-like
Biological process (GO): Golgi organization; Golgi to plasma membrane protein transport
Cellular component (GO): Golgi membrane
Source: RefSeq, a predicted model, not a curated record
AGGUCAGACAAACCAAGAAAAACUUUUUGAGAUACGAUUAUAGUGUUGGUUUAUGAAUUUGAAGGAUAUUAUUACACAUUACCUAUUGAAUUUUACAAUAUCUCCUUUGUUAUAUUGACACGGAAGAAUUAUGUUUUGAGAAUAACCUAUUGUUCCCGCCAUCUGUCGGCAACAUUGUUUACCAUGGAGGAAGUAACGCCGAACCAAUACAUAUUUUUCAUUUAAUUACUGAAAAUCAUUGUAUUGCAAUUAUGGCUACCAAGGGGAUGCAGAUAAUUAAGGCCAACACAUCCAUAGUCAGGGAUCAGGUGGUCAAGGGGCUGCCGUCAGAUACAGGUGCUGGGCCAAAACGUGUCACAUUUGAUGAGAGUCAGGUGCCCCGUAUUCCACACGAACCCACCAAGGCAGCAGUGGGGCAUAUCCAGAGAGGGACGUCUGGACAGUUAAUGACCAAAGGGACAGUGUCCAGUUCAGGGGGUACUGAGACGAAACAGGGUAAAAAGGGGGACCACAGUAAUACUAAGAGGCCACAUCAGUAUAAUUUGGCACAGACUCCUACAUCUUUGGGUAGAUUUCAGAGAGAAAGUCAUGGAGGGGCCAGACAGAAGACUGACUUGUCAAAGCCAUCACCAUUGUUCUAUAUAGCCGACAAUGGCGAUGCCUCAGACUGCAGUAGUGUUUCCGACUCCUCUGAUCACAUUGGUGCUAAGCAACAAAAGACAAAGGUCAAAUAUCAGACAUCACUCACCGGAGGAGCUUCUGCACAAAUGAAAUCAGACUCCACCUCGUCCAUCACUGGUUUAAAACUUCGUCCUAUUAAUAUUGUGGAUCCUAUGCAUUCUAAACCCACUGAAGACACACAUGGGAAGACAGGUGCCAGUCAGUCUCUCCCAGAUAUGUCUCCAGAACACAUACAGCUGGGCAUUCCUAUGGGCUUCAAGCUUGGAGGAGCUCUGGACAUGUCAGAUCCUGGAGGAGAUUGCGUUGGACCUUUCUCCCCUAACACAAUCAAAACACAGCUGAGGUCACUGCUGGAGGAGAAAACUGUGCUCAGAUCUGAGCUGGACAAACAAGUGGAGGUGAAUUUGGAGUUGAAAAAAUUGUUGGUGGCUUCUCUUGGUGAUGACUUGCAAUACAGGAUGGAGAGGAUGGCCAGGGACAAGGCGUCCCUGGCACUGCAGGUGGGGGACUACUCUAAGAAGGUGACACAGGACACAGAGACACUGGAGAGUUUGUCCAUACAGGCAGACAUGUGGAGGAGCAAGUACAUGGCAAGCAGCCUAGGAACACCGACCACAACCUGCACCCAGCAAUGCGGCAGUGAACUGAAGUAUAUGGAAUAUAGACUCCAGACGCUCGAUGACAAAUAUCAGCAAUUGGCUGACAAAGUGACAAAAAUUACGGCACCACCUCCGCAAGGCAAGGACUGUGCAGAGCUGUAUCAUAAAGGGGUAAGGAUCAGCGGCGUGUACACCAUCAUUCUCAGUAAAACUGGAAAAAAACUUGAUGUCUACUGCGAUAUGAAGACCGACGGCGGUGGCUGGACGGUGUUCCAAAGACGAAUGGACGGAACUGUGGACUUCUACAGAAACUGGCAGAACUAUAAAUAUGGCUUUGGGAAUCUGAACACUGAAUUCUGGUUAGGAAAUGACUAUAUCUACUUCUUGACCACCCAGGAUAAGUAUGAACUCCGAGUGGACAUGCAGGACGCCCAGGGGUCCAGUCGAUAUGCGCAAUUUGACAGCUUUGCCAUAGGGUCCGAGGCUGACAAAUACAGGCUUGCAGUCAGCGGUUAUUCUGGCACAGCUGGUGACGACCUCACUGGCCAUAAUGGUCAGCGUUUUUCUACUAAAGACCAAGACAAUGAUAAAAACGGCGGAAAUUGCUCGUAUAUGUUUAAGGGUGCUUGGUGGUACGGUAAUUGUCAUAGCUCCAAUCUUAAUGGUAUGUACUAUCUUGGAGACCACUCUUCCUAUGCGGACGGCGUGAACUGGAAUAGGUUCAGAGGCACGUACCACUCCCUUAGGAGGACUGAAAUGAAGAUUCGCCCACAGGGCUUCCAAGGUUCAUCCAUAGUCGUAGGAUAA